This is a messenger RNA of Alnus glutinosa, 837 nucleotides long. Its product is annotated as dormancy-associated protein homolog 3. The record is from RefSeq and is a predicted model, not a curated record. Lineage: Eukaryota; Viridiplantae; Streptophyta; Magnoliopsida; Fagales; Betulaceae. Bases 68 to 448 code for a protein of 126 amino acids. The transcript has 3 exons.
UCUCAUCCUCUAUUCCGACUAUCGGGAUCUCAAAGAAAUAAUCCUGCUAGUUCAGCUAACGUGCGCCAUGAGCCUACUGGACCAGCUGUGGGACGACACACUAGCCGGGCCGCGGCCGGAGAACGGCCUCGGAAAGCUCCGGAAGCACUCGACCUUUUCCUUCCGAUCGAACUCUGCCAAGGAAUCUGAUGGCGGGAACGCGAGAUCGUACGGUGGGGAUUCAUCUUCGGAGGCGAAGAGAAUCACGCGCAGCAUCAUGAUAGUAAAGCCACCCGGGAACCAAAACGGGUCUCCUCCGGUCUCGCCAGCGGGAUCUACUCCUCCGGUAUCCCCUUUCUCUGGGGGUAGAUCAGACUCGUUCCGAUUCCGAAGGAGGUCAACCUCGGACGCGUACGAGAAGGCGAGCCCGGUUGGACCAAGGAGCCCUCCUUCUUCUUACGACGUGUGACCUGUGACCUGUGACUGUGAGCCCUCUUUUCUCGGACGUCCAUCCAACGUUGUCGUUGAAAAAAGAAAAAAAAAAAAAAAAAUAGUGUUGGCCUCAUGGCCUGGACUUUUGUAUCCAUGGAUGUUAUGUUUUUAGAUAGGUAUAUGAGGCUGCGCUGUGUGGUUUGUUUAUGUAGCUUUUGUUGAUGUAUAAUGCUGCUACUGCUAUGUAGCGAUCCUUGUGAGAGACGGGUUCUAAGACACGUACGUACGCGAUCGACCGAUCGAUCUUGUAGAGGUGGUAGUAAUGUACGUAGUACGUAUGCUCUCUGUAUAUAUAGCUUUAAUUUUCUCACUUUCUGUUCUGUCGUCCGAGUGUUUGUUUCUUCGAAUAAAGAAAGAUCUCUCGUA